AUAUCCAAGGUUUUGCCGGGCCUCUAUGUUAGCGGUGUUUGUGCUUUGAAAGCGGAGAUUGUCAAGGAACACGGCAUUACGAUGAUCGUCAAUGCUACUGAGGAGGUGCCGAAUUCGGCUUCACUGGGUAACAUCCCGAGACUGAAACUGUUCCUGAAGGACGACUCGAAGGCUUGGGUUCUUUCCUAUCUUGAUCACGUAUGCCAUAAGAUCCUGAAGGAAAUGGCGAAAGGUGGAAGAGUACUCAUACAUUCAGUGCAGGGCGUGUCACGCUGCGCAGCAGUUUGCCUCGCCUUCCUUACCAAAUACAAAUUCAAGACACUGCGUGACGCAUAUGAGUAUCUCGCUUCCGUGCGACCAAGCGUGCAACCGCGUAUCAGCCUUUGGCGACAGCUCAUCUCGUAUGAACAGGAUAUAAAACAAACGCUGGGCUCAGUGGAGAUUGUUCGCGAUAGCGAAGAUCCAACGUUGCUGGUGCCGGAUGUAUACCGAAGGGUAACUUCAAAGCAUCAAAGUUUGGACCAUUCUGAAAACAAUGCAACGACGAGUUCGCCGAGUACUGAGCCGCACGAACAGGAUCCAGGAAAGCAAUCCGAGAAUAACACAGAAGCGAAACUGACUGCAGCAGUGGUGUCCGGACAGGCUGCUGUAGCGGUCGCCGCCACUGCUGCAACAGUUACCGAUCUGGCUGUGAAAACAGCUCAAGGAGUAGUUGCGAAUGGUGCCUGGAGUCAGAAAUCACACAUGCCGACAAGGAAGAAUUCACUGAGCAGGAAGUUCUCACCGGUUCUCGAACCGGUCCUUGAAGUCGUCGAAGCGGCUGCGUGA
This is a messenger RNA of Gongylonema pulchrum, 828 nucleotides long. The record is from the annotation of a GenBank genome assembly. Lineage: Eukaryota; Metazoa; Nematoda; Chromadorea; Rhabditida; Gongylonematidae.